Macrobrachium nipponense is the source of this 342-nucleotide messenger RNA. Its product is annotated as surfeit locus protein 6 homolog. The record is from RefSeq and is a predicted model, not a curated record. The transcript has 3 exons. NCBI's taxonomy places the organism in Eukaryota, Metazoa, Arthropoda, Malacostraca, Decapoda, Palaemonidae. Bases 1 to 342 code for a protein of 113 amino acids.
AUGGGGGAGGGAAUGUUCAUCAGUAUUUUAGGUUCUUUAAGGGGCGCCUCUCCUCCCCCGCAACGAAGUCCCACUAUUCCAGGGCUUUUGGAAAGUUUCCUACCCUCACAACACAAGAACAGUAGGAGCAAGAACAACAACAACAACAACAUCAACAACAAAGUAGUUUCUAGGUUCACUCCCCGAGUAAGCGAAAAGGCAAUGAAAAAUGUGGGUCAGGAGGAGGAGGAGGAGGAGGAAGAAGAGGAGGAGGAGGAAGAGGAGGAGGAGGUGGAGCGAAUAAAGAUGAAAAUGGAAAUAAGUAAGUGGCCGAAAAACGACUCUCUGCCACAUAUAAACUGA